Homalodisca vitripennis (glassy-winged sharpshooter) is the source of this 910-nucleotide messenger RNA. Its product is annotated as piggyBac transposable element-derived protein 4-like. Lineage: Eukaryota; Metazoa; Arthropoda; Insecta; Hemiptera; Cicadellidae. The record is from RefSeq and is a predicted model, not a curated record. The transcript has 2 exons. The annotation marks the transcript as partial.
AUGGCUGACGAUGAGUUGUUACACUUACUGGAACUGCCAAGUUCAGAGUUUGGUCCUAUGAAUGACGAUUUAUCCGAUGACGGCGGAUGGAUGAGUGAUGUGUCGAUUGACGACCGUGCUGAUUUGGAAACAUUCACAGAGCUAAGGUAUAUGCUUGAUCUGAUUGUUUUCACUGGCAAAGAAAGCGAGAUACUCGAAACAGAAAAUCUAGGUUUAUCGGGUGCAAUUAUCACGACACUGCUCGCCCCUUACUUGAACAAAGGCCAUUGUUUGUAUGUUGACAGUUGGUAUAGUAGCCCUGAUCUGUUUAUGAUUUUGCAUUUGAACAAGACCAAUGCUUGUGGCACUGUCAGAUGGGAGAGAUUAGGCAUGCCUGAAUUCCGGAAAGAGUUACAAGUUGGCGAACGGGAGGUUGUCAAUGACGGAAGAAGCAUGGUUGUGAGAUGGAUUGAUAAAAGGGAAGUUAUGAUGAUCACAACAGAACAUGACGAUAAAAUAGUAGAAACCGGAAAAGUAAAUUACAUGACAAAAGAAAAGAUUAUGAAACCCAAGUGUAUCCAAGAAUAUAACUACAACAUGGGCGCCGUGGACCGAACGGAUAUGAUGCUUAGUAAUGUCUCAUUUAUAAGGCGUACCCAAAAAUGGUACAAAAAACUGUUUUUACAUUUCCUGGAUCUGGCAAUACUCAAUUCCCAUGCAGUAUACCUAACUGUAAGUGGCAAAAAACCGACACUGUCAGAAUUCCAUCUAGAGCUAAUUCGCCAAUUUUUAGAAGAAAACAUGGCAACUCAGAGCCACAGUCAGAAAACAGGCGGUCGUCCUUCCCCCGGUGAACCACCACUGAGAUUGACCCAGCGUCAUUUUCCUACAUGUAUUCCGUCAACAGACGGAAAAAAGGAGUACCCCACAC